This is a messenger RNA of Zeugodacus cucurbitae (melon fly), 3268 nucleotides long. RefSeq names its product transcription factor Sp8-like. The transcript has 2 exons. Gene Ontology annotation, cellular component: nucleus. The record is from RefSeq and is a predicted model, not a curated record. The coding region runs from base 16 to 1080 and encodes 354 amino acids. Lineage: Eukaryota; Metazoa; Arthropoda; Insecta; Diptera; Tephritidae.
GUACGAAAGAAGUUGAUGUUGGAUUUUUGUUUGGUGUUGUUCCAGGAAACGUCCGAUUCGCCACACGUAGCCGUUGCUGGCGGCCUCUCGGUUAGUGCUGGCGGUGGCGGCGGCAAUGUCGCUUGCUCCACCUCGGCCGCUGCUGCUGCCGCAGCCAUUGCUGCGUCGGCCGCUUCUACCUCCCACAAUCUUGACCAAUCGCAAACACCGCCGCCCCUCUAUACCUGCAUCUAUUGCGGCCACACAUUCCAGCACCAAAGUAAGCUAACGCGUCACAUACUCUCGCAUUCGCUAAAAACGCUGGAGUAUCGCGAACCCGCACAGCAUCCGCUGCUGCAUCCGCACUUGCUGUCGCACGACCUCAAUUUGACGCAGUUGCCACAAUUUACCACGUACCAAAUGAACGCAUUGGCCGCCAGCGGCGCUGAUACUCAGGAACAACAUGCUGCGGCCGCUGUCAUGGCCGCGGCUAUGGAAUUGGCAGCCUCAUGCGGUGGAGUUGGUGCGCGUGGCGCACUCGAUCUCGACGGUGGCGGCGGCGGCGGCAGCGGCGGUGGACGACUGGGGCAUGGCGGUUCGGCAUCCGGCAAUAGCGGUAUUGGUGGCUCGUCAGCGGGUAGUGGCGGUAUGGUAUUGAGCGGCGCUGGUUCGUCGUCGUCCUCUUCGACAUCGGCAGCGGCGGCGGUCGCGGCAGCAGCUGCGCUGGCUGCUUCGUCGUCGACAUCGGGCUCGCUGCUGGGCGCCUCAUCGAGUGGCGCCGAUCCAAAUGGUGUGGUGCUGUGUAAAUUUUGUGGCAAAAGUUUUCCCGAUGUCCAUGUGUUAAUCGGUCAUCUGCCGGUGCAUACGGGCGAACGGCCGUUUAAAUGUGAGUUCUGUGGCAAGGCGUUCAAGCUGCGCCAUCAUAUGAAAGACCAUUGUCGCGUCCACACGGGUGAACGACCCUUCCGCUGUCACAUGUGCGGGAAGACCUUCUCACGCUCAACCAUACUCAAGGCGCACGAGAAAACCCAUUUUCCCAAGUAUGUGCGCAAAUUUCUCUCACCAAGCCCUGUCGACACAAAGGAUGAACUACCACAAUAGUGAAGCGACUUUAGUUUGCUACUAAACUACUACUAUUAUUAUUACUACUACAACUACAACAUACAGGAUAAUAAUAAUUAUAAUUACUACAACUGACGAUGAGCGAUCGUGAUCUACAUGCAUACAUAGCACGUAGAGACGGACAUUUGAAGUGGUCCGCACAUGUAAGAUCAUGAUCAAGACAACACGAAAUACAUAGAUACAAGAGAUAAAGAGGAGGAAGGUGAAAGGUGAAAAAGCACCGACUUUGCUGAAACAUACAUACAUAUACAUGAAGUAAUCGAUGACAAACUUCGACGACAAAGUGAAUUUUGUGGCUGAGCGCCGAGCGAGCGCGCGGGUCACUUAAUAAUUUAUUUAAAGAAUACAAACAACUAGUAAAAACUAAAAGUCUGCCUGAGCAUACAAAACAGCAGCAAUUAUAUACUUAUCUUAUACAUAUUUGUAACGAUACAUACAUACAAUACAUAUAUACAAGCAAAAAAUAAGUGGAGUAAACAAGUUAAGAAAGAGAGAGAGAGAUAGUGUGUGUUACAUAUUAGAAAGAGACAACAAGCUGUGUAGAAACACACAACAAAAACACACUUAACGUUAUAUACACAUACAUACAUACAUAUAUAUAUUUGACAGUUAGUAAGUGUUGCAAGCGUGAAGUGAAAGCUGAAGUUACAAGUAAAUAAGUAAACAAUUGUCAUUAUAUACAUACACACAAGUAUAUAUAUACAUAAAAAACUACAUAUAUAUAUACAUAUAAUAUAUAUACAUGCAUAUAUAUAUAUAUUUAAAAUAGUUGUAAAAAUUAAUAAUAAUAAUAAUAUUAUGUAAACGCCAGAAACAAGCAACAAGCGAAUAGUGAGCGGCAGUGUGUAGAAAUCUUAGGUUAGGAGCGAAGCUAAAAACAAAACGCUAAGCGUAAAUGCAAAAUUUUAAUUGCAUUUUUUUUACAAAUAGGAUUUUGUGUACAGCGUGUGUUGAGUCGGUGAAUUAGUUAUGACACUAAGUGAAGUAAAAGAGCGAACAUUAUAGUUUGCUUCAAGCAGGAGAGAGGGAGAGAGUGAGCAAGCUGUCCCGUUUGCGCUCAAUUAAAUACAUACUAACAUAGAGAAUGUUUGAGAGUGUAACAGAGAUAGUGAGUCCUAAUUGCUGCAAAUGUAGGAGAGUUGCAAAUGAAACAGAGAGAGAGAAAGAGCGCUUUUACAGACAGACAGAUAGACAGACAUACAAUAUACAAGUCAUAUUAUUUUUUUCUAAUUAGUAAUAUGUUUUUAUUAAAAAUAAAUUUAAAAUUUAAGUGAAAGCAAGAGUAGUUCUAAGAAAGUUAGAGAGUAGAGAGCAGUUGACAGUUAAAGAAAAAAAUGAAAGAGACAAACAUAGCGAGAGAGAGAGAGUGACAUAUAACAAGUGACAAAUGUUGCUAUAAACUUGUUGCUAUAAAAGUCCAUGCAACAUGUUGCAUGUCAACCGUGCAACAUGCACUUUUUUACACAACAAGAAGCGGCAGUGUUGAGAAUUUUUCAAGCAAGUUAUUUUGGUGUUACUUAUGCUUUCAUUGUACAGUUAAUUAAUUGUGUAUUAUAUGGUUUUUGUUACAUAAUACAAUAUAUGAAAAAAUAUACAGACGGACACACAAGCAUACAUAUACAACAAUAUGUAUGUAUGUAGUUAAUAUUAAUUUUUUUCACAAUUAAACAUUUUUAGCUGCAACGCAACACACAGCGUUUGCAAGAUCUCAUGUGAUCCGUUAUUUUUUUUAUAUACAUAGACAACUAUAACAAACCAACAAAUAUAUGUACAUGCAUACAAGCAUACAGGCGACAGUGUGUAAAAUAUAUAACCCCUUAAGCCCAACAGUAAAUAUUAGUGUUACAUAGCAAUUUUCCUGAAAAGUCAAGGUUGUUUAUGCGCAUGCGCGUACUCUUUUUAUUACUCCGAAAUAAUAUUUCAGUUUGAAAGCUCGCAAGUUCUCAAUUAAUAGGAGUUGCAAUUACCGUUUUUUGUUAGAUUUUUCCAUUAUCAGAUUUCUUUUAAGAACAGUUAUAGUCAAUAUACAUGCAUAUAUGGAGUUUUAUAAAUGACAUACAUAGUUACGAAAUAUACAUACCACAAACAGUAAUAAAUAUGAUAGACUUUUUUACAACAACAACAUAGUUGAGCAGUAAGAGCUUUUUACAAACAACAAUAAUAACAC